CAGUGACAAGACAUCACAGAUCUGUUGCCUUUACAAAACAAAGAUGGCCAGUGAAGAAACUUUUCCUUCUCAGCUGAGGAUUGCACUCAUUGGGAAGGUUGGAGUUGGGAAGACCUCAGUCAUGAAAACCCUCCUGAUGAGCUCUGAAGAAGUUCUCCGUUACACAGAAAAGUGUCAGAAGAAAGAAGCAAAGAUCGGAGGACAAACUGUGGUGGUUGUUGACACUCCAGGUCUGUGUAAACCAAGAAAAACAAAGGAGGAGUUGAUUGAGGAGAUUAAAAAAUGUGUCUCAUUAACUGCUCCUGGUCCUCAUGUGUUCCUGUUCGUGCUGAAUUUGGAUAGAUUUACAAAAGAAGACCAGGACACAGUUGAGAUUAUCAAGAAGACCUUUGGUGAAAAGGCAGCAACUUACACUAUGGCUUUGUUCACCCAUGGAGAUCAACUGAAGAAAAAGGGAAAAACCAUAAAAAAGUUCAUGGAAAAAAACAAAGAUCUCAAACACUUUGUUGACACAUGUAAAGGGGGACCACACGUUAUCGACAACAAAGAUAAGACACAGUCUGAAGCCACCAAGCUACUGGAGAAGAUCAACAACAUGGUUAAAGAAAAUGGAGGAAAGUGCUACACUGAUGAAAUGCUCCAAGAGGCUGAGAAAGAAGGAAAAAUAAACUUUGUCGGCACAUGUAAAGGGGGACCACAUGUUAUUGAGAACAACUAUAACACACUACCUGAAGCCACCGAGCUACUGGAGGACAUGAUUAAAGAAGAUGGAGGAAAGUUCCACACUGCCGAAAGCGUCCAAGAGGCUGAGAAAGAAGGAGAAAGUUCUGGACUUCGGAAGAGAAUCGCUCUCUCUGUGAAUGGCUCUGCUCUGGCUGGAGCAGGUCUUGGAGGAGCAGUAACUCACUUUGUUGGGAGCGCAGUUGGAAUCCCAGUUGGAGCUGCAGCGGGAGCUGCAAUCGGAGGUGUACUUGGAGGUGUAGGGAUAGUUACAGCAGAACAUAUUAAGGCUAAAAAAUGCGUAAUGCAGUAAAUUUUCAUUAUUAUUAUGAGCAAGAGUUUAGGUUCCAAACAAACGCAAAACUGUAAAUAUGUAUAUGCUAUAUCAGUGGCUCUUAACCUGGGGGUUGGUCCAUAAAAAUAGAAAAAAAUAACUUACAAAUAACUAGACGGACUACAGUUGUGAAUGGAAUCACUUUGGGUGGACACUGUAAAUAUUUUGCACUGUUUAAACCAGUAGGUGGCGGUGAUGCCAAAGACGAUCAGACAGAAAGUUUCUAGGCAACCACCAAAGUAGCUGUCCUGUCAGUCUUAUCAAAGAUUAUAGCGGCAGCGAUCUGUUAUCUUUCGUGUGCUGCUCUUUUGUUGCUAAAAAAUCUGCUUUAAUAAAAGAGACAAACGGAGAGUGCAUGCUCUGGCAUUCUUUUGAGUGCAUGAGGUGUACAAACACGCAGGAGAAAGGGAAAGGGAGAUCUGUGUGGGCACAUGAGACCCUCAGAAAGGGGAGACACCGCAGGUAGUGGCCUACCAGUUGGUCCAGGCGCUUCAUCUCGAUGAUGGUCGGUUCAAGUCUUAUUUUAGGAUGAGUCAGGAACAGACUGUUGCAGUCUCCGGACAAUUCAAGCAACUGUAAACUUCCAUCAGCGCAACUGAGGUCUCUCCCUUCAUUAGAUUGGACAAUGGGCCAAAAUGCGAGGCGCUCAGGGCACAUUAACAGCGCGCAGAACGCUCACUGCCAAUAGAAUACAAUUUUAAAAAGGCUAAAAACACAUUCUGUGUGAUCUGCUGGGGCGGAAAGGGGUUGGACUGCCAGAAAGGUUAGGAACACCUGUGCUUUAUCAUAUGUUUCUAUAUCAGUCUAGCAAAUAACAAUAGCAUGUAACUGGUUAUCAGGCUUUCCUAUGUAAAAUAAUUGCUGUAUUAUUACAUAAUUAGACACUUGCUGCUUGGAAAUGUGUCCAAUCAAAAGCAAUCAAAUCAAUUAUGUAAACAGGAAGUCAAAAUAGCAUCACAAGCUAGCAGAAUGUCAAUAAUGAUGUUAGAGGCAUAUAUAUAUCUGUCUGCAUACAUAAAGACAUUGUUUUUUCAGAGUUAGCAGUAUUCAUACAGUUUAUACUGAGAAAUAAGACAUGAUUAUGCUAAGCUAACUAACGUUCUUUACUAAUUUAGUAAAAUGUUAUAAUUAUCAAGUUACAUAAUUUUAGGUGUAUGGAUUAUUUUAGUAAAAUGUAAUUUGUACACAUGCGAGGAAUUUGACUCAGGAUUGUACGUUGCUCAUGAUGUGCUUACUCAUAUACAAAAACACAAAAUCAACAAUAAUAAAAAUAAAAUAAAGUCAGACAGACUUCAGUGUAGACCACACAAAUAUACACACUAUGAACAGAAACAAUAUAGACAUGUUGACAAAUAGUGCAGUGAGCAGAGUGCAAAGGAUGCUGGAAUAAAUAAGUAUUAAGUAGUUUGUGCAGGAGUUAUGACUUGGAUUGGAUUUGAUGUACAGUAUCAACAAUAUGACAAUAUAACAGUAUGAACAGCUCUGGAGAAAUGGAGAAUGAUGAAUAAAUAAUAAGUGGAAACCAGUAAAGAGGUGGCUGAUUAGAAGCAGAGUUACUGAGUUAUUGCACAGGAAUUGUUCCUGACAGCUGUUCAUCAGAGUGAUGGCUUGUGGGAAGAAACUGUUCCUGAGUCUGUUGGUUUUGGCGUACAGUGCUCUGUAGCGCCUACCAGAGGGGAGGAGCU
This is a messenger RNA of Micropterus salmoides (largemouth bass), 2739 nucleotides long. Its product is annotated as GTPase IMAP family member 9-like. The record is from RefSeq and is a predicted model, not a curated record. The transcript has 2 exons. Gene Ontology annotation, molecular function: GTP binding. Lineage: Eukaryota; Metazoa; Chordata; Actinopteri; Centrarchiformes; Centrarchidae. The coding region runs from base 44 to 1033 and encodes 329 amino acids.